CUCGAUCCUGCUACCGCUAGCAAUUUACGCAGCGUGAUCGCCGCGAUGGACGGCUGAACUCAUUUGCCAUGAUGCGGAUUGGGGCUGUGGUCGCCGAGAAAGUGCCAUUCCUCGUUGGACGGGAGACCGAUAAGACCGAGGCUCUCGAUGAGAUUCCUGGUUGGGUGGGGGACACAGCUGAGAGCAGUGAGCGAGUGGGGAGAUUAGGGCUUGGAGGGCCUAGAGCUCUGGAUGAUCGGAAGAACAGACGCUUUGAAUGCUAUGAAGGAGAUGGAGAACCGUGGGAUGAGAAGAGCACUUGGCUUCAUUUACCGCAAUGAAUGAGAGGAUUUCGGUCUGUUAUAUGGAGGACUUUUCAUGAUAUAGUAAAACUUGGUGAGUAAUUUUGGAACCUGGUUUGUAUUGAUGUAAGCCGAAUUCGGACAUUUUAUACAUC
Aspergillus candidus is the source of this 436-nucleotide messenger RNA. RefSeq lists its product as uncharacterized. The transcript has a single exon. Lineage: Eukaryota; Fungi; Ascomycota; Eurotiomycetes; Eurotiales; Aspergillaceae. The record is from RefSeq and is a predicted model, not a curated record. Bases 69 to 320 code for a protein of 83 amino acids.